Andrographis paniculata is the source of this 1138-nucleotide messenger RNA. RefSeq names its product ras-related protein RABA1c. The transcript has 2 exons. Lineage: Eukaryota; Viridiplantae; Streptophyta; Magnoliopsida; Lamiales; Acanthaceae. Gene Ontology annotation, cellular component: endosome. Gene Ontology annotation, molecular function: GTPase activity; GTP binding. The record is from RefSeq and is a predicted model, not a curated record. Bases 219 to 872 code for a protein of 217 amino acids.
CUUCGACUGUUAUGUUAUCUGAGGGUCAAAAAGUGAAGUGAGAACACAGGAACAAAAGAGAGGAGCAAAUCGGGGGCCUUUUUUGCAGCUACAGUGGGUGGAGGAUUAAUCGUGUUGAUUGCUUUACUGGUAGCUCCAUUGUUGCUGUUCGAAAUACGGCUUCGAUUUGGGGGAUUUGUUUGCUAGAUCGCGUCCCGCACCCGAAAUCGUUGCUAGUGAUGUCGGGCUACAGAGCAGAGGAUGACUAUGACUACCUCUUCAAGGUGGUUUUGAUUGGGGACUCAGGUGUGGGGAAGUCUAAUUUGCUUUCGCGAUUCACCAGGAACGAGUUCAGCCUCGAGUCCAAAUCGACUAUCGGUGUUGAGUUCGCCACCAGGAGCUUGACAGUUGAUGGAAAGGUCAUUAAAGCUCAGAUUUGGGACACUGCUGGCCAGGAGAGGUACCGAGCCAUCACCAGCGCGUACUAUCGCGGUGCUGUUGGCGCUUUGCUCGUCUACGAUGUAACCAGACACUCGACAUUCGAAAAUGUCGAAAGGUGGCUAAAGGAACUGCGAGAUCACACCGACCCCAACAUUGUUGUCAUGCUCAUUGGCAACAAAUCCGACCUUCGACAUCUAGUGGCUGUCUCAACUGAAGACGGGACCUCCUUUGCUGAGAGGGAGUCGCUCUGCUUCAUGGAAACUUCUGCGCUCGACGCCACUAAUGUCGACAAUGCGUUCACCGAGGUUCUUGCGCAGAUAUACCACAUUGUGAGCAAGAAGACAAUGGAGACAACCGAUAAUGGCGAUGCAUCGAAUGUCCCUUCCAAGGGCGAGAAAAUCGACGUAGGCAAAGAUGUGUCCGACAUCAAGAAAGGCGGCUGCUGCUCCUAGUAAGCCAUUUUUUAAAUUUUUUUGGGAGGAGUUUGUGGUGAGAAUAGUCGUAACUAUUGAUUCGAUAUGAUAUGAAGUGUUAUGUUGCUGCAUCUACUGGAGAUUAUGUUGUAAAAAAAAAAAAAAUGAAUUUGACUGUUGGUGACACGCUCUUUGUAUUCUGCUGCAGUGAUUUUUAACGUUUAGGGACUUUUAGGAAAAUGAUAUUCUGAAUCAGACAAGGUUUUCAUUUCAUUACAUGGCUUCAGUUGUAGUUUCCCUUUUCA